Mytilus trossulus (common blue mussel) is the source of this 3310-nucleotide messenger RNA. RefSeq lists its product as uncharacterized. Lineage: Eukaryota; Metazoa; Mollusca; Bivalvia; Mytilida; Mytilidae. The record is from RefSeq and is a predicted model, not a curated record. Gene Ontology annotation, molecular function: ubiquitin-protein transferase activity. The transcript has 11 exons. The coding region runs from base 251 to 2896 and encodes 881 amino acids.
CUUAUCACCAGUGACUCAAUGCUGUCGACAAAAUACCCCAAUGUACAGGUAAAUCAUUUAACAUCAACACGAAAACGGAUCUUUAAAACAACAAAGCUGCCUUAUUAUUUCCCAAAGUGCAAGUUAAACACAACAGUUGUUGUGUUAUUGUGUGACAUGGUACGAAUUUAACCUACUUUCGUUUCACAUGGAGGACUGACAAAAAGAUUUUAUGCAGAAUAACAAUGGUUCCUGGAGAUGAUAGCUAAGAAUGGCUACACUAUUACUGGUAUCCUGUUUACUGGGUUCAGUAUUCACAUUAUGUACAGCAAAUUCCAUUUCACAACUCUCAACUGUACAGAAGUCUGUUCCAAAGAUCUCAUUUUAUCCAUGUGUAGUACCGACUGUUAGCAAACUCCAAUUUUGUUGUGUGACAGAGAAUAUCCACACAGCCACUGUCCAUUUCUACCGUGAUGGUUCCAACAUUGGAACUAUACAUCAUCACUGUGAUGUAGUCAACCUGUACACCAAUUACAAUGUUUCUUGUAAGUCUUUUGGCACGAAAACUGUGAUAUACUUGGACUUCCUCAGGUUUGACCAUCAGACAGACCCGACAUUAUUUGGUUGCCGGUAUUAUGGGAAGUCAGCAGGAUACAAUCUGUUCUCAUCUCACAUUUUAACAGAAAAUAAAGGUUACCAGUUCACUAAUAUUACCCAGAAUUCUACCUUAACAUGGAACAAUACCAACAACAAUUUUACGAUUGUCAAUCCAGAAGGGGAGAUAAUCAUACAAAAAAAAAAUUCAGUGAUUACUGUUAUUGGAAAUAAAUCAAAAAUAAGUUACUCUGAGGAUGUGGGAAAUUUCUCAUUAAAUUUAUAUAAUACUAAAAAGGAAGACAAUGGAACUUAUGUUUAUGUUACCAAUAGCAACAGUAAAAGAAGAAGUGGGAUAACUCUAGUUGUUCUAGAUAAACUUGAUUUACCUAUUAUACAAAACAUUACCACCAGACUGUCAAUGGGUAAAGUAUGGGCCAACAUGAGUUGUACCGCUGCACAGAAAUCAGGUGCACCUUUAUUCUACAGACCAACUUUUGAAGUAUUAUGGAAAUAUCCCCUUGAUGCCAGCUACAGUGUUAUCCAGAAUGGAUCAAAUUUAAUCCUGGAGGAAGUUGACUGCAGAUCAGACAAUUCACAGCCAUUAUUCUGCUCUGUCAGGGAAUUAAAGGGAAGCUACUCUGACAGUCAACACUUUUAUCCACACACACUCUGUACAUACAAGCCUGUUACAGUUCCGCCACCGUCAGAAGAUGAGAAAAAUGGUGGACUCAUUGCAGGAGUUGUCAUUCUUUCUCUCAUGUGUGCAGUUUUACUCAUUAUAGCUUACUGUGGAAAAGAUAAAGUAAAAAUAUGUUGCCGUAGUAUAUGUGGAGUGUGUAGACGAAGUCCAUUUUGUAUUUGUAGAAAAUGCAUGAAAGAUGACCUUGACUUUGACAUUCAUGAGCCUCGUUUUCAGAUGCCACAUGGUGAUUUUGGUAGACAUGAUGAUCUUGACUGGAGACAGAUCCUUGAUCUGUAUUCUGGAGAACAUCCACCAACAGUACCUCCACCGAGACCAAUGUUAUCCACCCCACGACCAGACCAAUAUCUCCCACCUCCACCACCAAGACCAGAGGCUCUACAAGGGACCUCAUCAUCUGAUAAUACAGUAACAUUUGAAAAUGAUGAAAGUGGUAUAGAUAACCCUGAUUUCCAGGAUGAUGAAGAAACAGAAAAUGGUGAUGACAUCACUGUGUCUGAUGUUAGUACAUUAGGGGCAACAGGGGUUGAUCAUUCUACACUUGUAAGAGAAGUGGAAACAUGUUUAGCCCAUUUAAAGAAGCUGUUGAAUUCUACUGAGAACCAGGUUCAAGUGAGACGAGACAACAUCAUUGAAGAUCUCAUCAAUAUUUACACUGAUCCCACAAUCCUUCAGUCAUAUUUACAUAUCAACGUUUUGGGUGAACCUGGGUCUGACUGGGGUGGGGUCAGCAGGGAUAUAUUUACCUCGUUCUGGAAUGAAGCCACUGCGUUGUACUUCAAAGGUAAUGAUGUACAUGUGCCUUAUUUACCUCCACAUAAAAUGGAGGAGGAGAGAAACUUUCUGUUGAUGGGGCGUAUUCUUGCUCACAGUACUGCAAUUCUUGGCUACAUUCCAAUAUCCAUUUGUAAAAGUUGUAUGAUGGUGACAAUCUUUAAUACAACUCAUAUUGAAUCCAAUACUCUAUUGGAAGACUUUCUACUAUUUGUUGAUCUCAAAGAUAGAAACCUAAUCCAAAGUGCUUUAAAUGACUUCUCUGGUUUAUCUGAAGACCAAAAAGAGGAUCUCCAGAAUUUAUUUUACCAGUUUGAAAUGGGCUGCAUACUUAAAGAAGAGACUUUCCGUGACCAGCUGUUGAAUAUGGCAAGAAAUGAACUUGUUUUAAAACCAAGAUCUCUAUGUGAAAAGUUACGACUAGGAAUUCCAGAAGUGCAUUUUGAUCAAUUUUGGUCACAGAUGACAAUAGAUCAUAUCAGCAUACUUCAUGCAAGAUUAAAACCUACACCUGAAAAAGUUGUCAAAUGUUUAAAAUUAGCCGAACCCUUAAGGUUACUAGACAUGAAGAGGAGAAAAGUUUUCCAGUACUUUAAAGAUUUCAUUGAACAGCUUGGUGACGAAGAUUUACAAAAAUUCCUACAAUUUAUCACUGGACAAAAUUGUGUGCCUAAACGUACAAUCUCCGUCCAAUUUUCUAAUUUAAGUGGUGCUGAAAGGAGACCAGUUGCACAUACAUGUGGCUACUUGAUUGAGAUUCCUGAAGCUUAUGACAAUUAUGCUGAUUUUGAAACAGAAUUUAGGAAUGUGUUACAAUCAGACAUUUUGAGAUUUGAUGUACAGUAAAUUAAGAAUUGUUUUGUGUGGUUUAAUUUAUUUGAGUUGUUUUGUGUUAUCACCAUCACAGCAUAUAAUGCUAUUACACUGUUUUUUCAUCACAUCAUUAUGUAUAGUCCGUCCAGAUCAUGACAUUGUCAGAUUUAUUGGAAAAAUCAUUAAAACUUUUGAUUAAGAGAAAAUUUUCUUUUCUACCUCAAAUUUUCAGAAACCCUAAACCUAGCCCUAACUUAAGUCAGGUGCAAUUAUUUUUUUAUUAUGUUUGAUGCUCAAAUAAUUGAAAAUACAAGCAAUUAAAAAAGCAGAUUUUAUAUUGAUAGUCAAAUUGAUUGUUAAUUCAAGUGAUAUAUAUUGUAUUAAGUUCAGCAUGUCAGAUGAGAGAAAUUGUAUUGAUUAAUUUUCACCCAGCCUCCUAUUUUAGAA